Messenger RNA from Centropristis striata (black sea bass), 521 nucleotides. RefSeq names its product interferon alpha-inducible protein 27-like protein 2A. The transcript has 4 exons. The coding region runs from base 108 to 407 and encodes 99 amino acids. Lineage: Eukaryota; Metazoa; Chordata; Actinopteri; Perciformes; Serranidae. Gene Ontology annotation, cellular component: membrane; mitochondrion. The record is from RefSeq and is a predicted model, not a curated record. Gene Ontology annotation, biological process: apoptotic signaling pathway.
ACCUGCAUAAGAUCAGUAAUUAAGGGGUCCUUGUUCCUCCUCUCACCAAAUCUCACCACAGUAUAUAAAAGUCUCCACCUGGUUCAGUUCAUCACUCAGCAGUUACAAUGGGGCUCUUAACUGCUGCUUUAGUUGUCGGAGGAGGUGCAGCUGGGGCUGUGGUCGCAGCUCCUGUUGUUCUGUGGGUCGCAGGGUUCACCGCAGCAGGAAUAACUGUAGGCUCCUAUGCUGCAGGCAUGAUGUCGGCUGCUGCAGUCGCUAACGGAGGAGCAGUGGCAGCAGGAAGCACAGUGGCUGUUUUGCAGGCAGCAGGUGCAGCUGGUCUGUCAACCGCUGCUACUGCAGCCGUGGCUAGUACCGGAGCAUCAGCAGCAGCAACCGUGGCAUGGCUGGCUGCACUCAUCUGAAAAAUCAACAAAAUGAAUAUUUUUGCUUUUGCCAAAUGAAGGAGGCAACUGCAAAAUAUAUCAGUUCACUUAUAGCACAUAUACAUGUUUUGUGCAAUAAAUCUGUGAAAGAUA